UAACAUUAUCACAUUAAUGUUAUUAUCUUCCGCCGUCGACGACGCGCGGACGUUUUGUAGCAGAAAAUAAAACAAAUGAUAUAUCUGGUGAUCUGGGCGGGCGCGCUGACGGCGGCGCUCGCGCUGUACUUCAGGCAGGUGUACUCGCGGUUCAGCCGCUACGGGGUGAGGGCCAAGCCUGUCGUCCCCCUGCUGGGAAACAUGACUCAGGUCAUGCUCCGCCGGAGACACUUCACUGAGGACAUGGAUCAGCUGUACGGUGACCUGGCCGGGGAGAGAUUCAUAGGCAGAUACGAGUUCCUGCAGCCGUCGUUGGUGAUAACGGACCUAGACCUCAUCAAGCAGGUCGCCGUCAAGGACUUCGAGCAUUUCCUCGACCACAGGGGCUUCGUGGACGGUACUGUGGAGGCGUUAUUCGCCAGAAAUCUGUUUGCACUCAGAGGUGAUGAGUGGAAGGACAUGCGGUCGACGCUGAGCCCCGCCUUCACCAGCUCCAAGAUCCGGCUGAUGGUGCCCUUCAUGGAGGAGGUCGGAAGACAGAUGAUACAAGCCCUGAAAAGGGACCUCAAAGAAAGCGGAACCGGAUCUAUCGAAGUCGACUGCAAGGACCUGACCGCCAGGUUCGCCAACGACGUCAUAGCGACCUGCGCGUUCGGUCUGAAGGUGGACUCUCACAUGGACAGAGACAACAAAUUCUUCCAAAUGGGCAAGAACGCUGCCACGUUCAAGUUUAAGCAGAUGAUUAUGUUCUUUAUUACGGCUGCUUGUCCCGCUAUCGCAAAGUGGCUAAAGUUAACGUUCUUCACGGAGGAAUCCAGAGAUUUCUUCCUCGAUCUCGUGCUCAACACGAUGAAAGACCGGGAGCAGAGAAAUAUAACAAGACCUGAUAUGAUACAUUUACUCAUGCAGGCCAAAAAAGGUAAUUUAAACCAUGACGACAGAGGUACAAGUGAUGCUGAUGCUGGAUUCGCCACGGUUGAAGAAUCCUCCGUCGGAAGAAAAAAAAUUAACAGAGUUUGGACAGAUACAGAUCUUGUAGCACAAGCCGUUCUUUUCUUCAUAGCUGGAUUUGAGACUAUAUCCGUGGCUAUGUCGUUUACGUUACAUGAACUAGCUUUACAGCCACAAAUACAGGAGCGUCUCGUUCAAGAAAUCAAGGAGAUAGACACAAAAAAUAACGGAAAAAUAGACUACACGAGCAUCCAACAGAUGAAGUAUCUCGACAUGGUUGUGUCAGAGGUCCUAAGAAUGUGGCCACCAGCCAUAUUUACAGACCGACAAUGCGCGAAAGACUACAAUUUAGGAAAGGCGAACGAUAAGGCCGAGGAGUAUAUCGUCCGCAAAGGUGAAAUAAUUGGUAUACCGAUCUGGAGCAUCCACCGCGACCCCCAGUACUUCCCCGACCCCCUGAAGUUCGACCCCGAGCGGUUCUCCGACGACAACAAGCACAACAUACACCCCAUGGCAUAUCUGCCUUUCGGCGUCGGACCCAGGAAUUGCAUAGGUUCGCGGUUUGCGCUGUGCGAGUUGAAGGUGCUGGUGUACACGCUGCUGCUGCACAUGGAGGUGUCGCCGUGCGCGAGGACCAACACCACCAGGACCCUCAGCAAGGACUCCUUCAACCUGCUGCUGCAGGGUGGACACUGGCAGGCAAUGAUAUACCUCCUCAUCUGGGCUGGUGCCCUAGUAGCAGCAGCUGCGCUGUACUUCAGGCAGGUGUACUCCAGAUUCAGUAGAUACGAUGUCAAGAGCCCCCCCGUCCUCCCCCUGAUGGGCAACAUGACCAGGAUCAUCCUUCGCAUGAGCCACUUCACGGAGGACAUCGAUAAAGCCUACUUCGGUUUUCCGGGAGAGAGAUUUAUAGGCCGCUAUGAGUUUCUUAGCCCGGCCGGUCUGGUAAAAGACUUGGAUCUGCUCAAGCAAAUCACGGUCAAGGACUUUGAUUAUUUCCUGGACCAUCGCGGAUUCACGGACGACGCUAUCGAACCUCUAUUUGCCAGAAAUCUCUUUUCACUCAAAGGUGAUGAGUGGAAGGACAUGCGGUCGACGCUGAGCCCCGCCUUCACCAGCUCCAAGAUCCGGCUGAUGGUGCCCUUCAUGGAGGAGGUCGGAAGACAGAUGAUACAAGCCCUGAAAAGGGACCUCAAAGAAAGCGGAACUGGAUCCAUAGAGGUAGACUGCAAAGACCUGACGGCUCGCUUCUCAAACGAUGUCAUAGCGACGUGUGCCUUCGGCUUGAAAGUGGACUCUCAUAUGGACAAAGAUAACAAGUUCUUCGAAAUGGGUAAAACCGCUGCCACCUUCAAGUUUAAACAGAUGAUCAUGUUCUUGAUUAAUGCUGCUUGUCCCGGCAUCGGCAAGAUACUGAAGCUAAAGUUCUUCUCGGAGGAAACCGAGCACUUCUUCCUCGAUCUCGUGCUAAACACGAUGAAAGACCGGGAGCAGAGAAAUAUAACAAGACCUGAUAUGAUACACUUGCUCAUGCAGGCUAAGAAAGGUGAUCUAACACACGAUGACAAAACUACAAGUGAUGCUGAUGCCGGUUUUGCAACUGUCGAUGAAUCAUCAGUUGGAAGGAAAAAAAUUAACAAAGUUUGGACAGAGACCGACCUGGUGGCACAAGCGGUACUAUUCUUCGUAGCUGGUUUUGAAACUAUAUCUGUUGCUAUGUCAUUCGCACUUCACGAAAUUGCGUUGAAUCCUGAGGUUCAGGAACGUCUUGUUGAAGAGAUCAAAGAAUAUGACACUAAAAAUAAUGGGAAAAUCGAUUAUACGAGCAUUCAGCAGAUGAAAUAUCUAGACAUGGUUGUAUCAGAGGUACUAAGAUUGUGGCCACCAGCCUUACUGACAGAUCGGGUUUGCGCCAAGGAUUACAAUUUGGGAAGAGCUAAUGAUAAAGCUUCAAAAGAUUAUAUCAUCCGCAAAGGCGACGUGCUCAACCUUCCGGUGUGGUCCAUCCACCACGACCCCGAGUACUUCCCCGACCCCCUGAGGUUUGACCCGGAGAGAUUCUCCGACGAGAACAAGCACACCAUACACCCCAUGGCGUACAUGCCCUUCGGAGUGGGCCCGAGGAACUGUAUAGGUUCGAGGUUUGCGCUGUGCGAGUUGAAGGUGCUGGUAUACACGCUGCUGCUGCACAUGGAGGUGUCGCCGUGCGCGAGGACCAACACCAGCAGGACCCUCAGCAAGGACUCCUUCAACCUGCUGCUGCAGGGCGGACACUGGCUGACCUUUAAACCCCGCAACGAGGUUCAAUAGAGUAUGAUAUAAAGGUGCUGGUGUACACGCUGCUGCUGCACAUGGAGGUGUCGCCGCGUGCGAGGACCAACACCACCAGGACCCUCAGCAUGGACUCCUUCAACCUGCUGCUGCAGGGCGUACACUGGCUCAUAUUCUAGCCACGAGCUCACUAGGGAGUAGGGACCAAAUAUUGUUAUAUCUAUGGCGGUAGAGCAUUCAAUAAAGACAAUGAAUAGUAUUAUUGUAUUUAAAAACAAGUUGUAUU
Molecule: messenger RNA, 3508 nt
Organism: Aricia agestis (brown argus)
Lineage: Eukaryota; Metazoa; Arthropoda; Insecta; Lepidoptera; Lycaenidae
Exons: 21
Coding region: 76-3261 (1061 amino acids)
Molecular function (GO): oxidoreductase activity, acting on paired donors, with incorporation or reduction of molecular oxygen; monooxygenase activity; heme binding
Source: RefSeq, a predicted model, not a curated record